Epinephelus fuscoguttatus (brown-marbled grouper) is the source of this 3605-nucleotide messenger RNA. Its product is annotated as collagen alpha-2(VI) chain-like. Lineage: Eukaryota; Metazoa; Chordata; Actinopteri; Perciformes; Serranidae. Bases 250 to 3363 code for a protein of 1037 amino acids. The transcript has 28 exons. The record is from RefSeq and is a predicted model, not a curated record.
GAUGAUCUAAACAUCAGCUCUCCAGUGAAGUUCCCUCCCGCACGCGCGCGCCCCCAGACGCGCUCGUGCGUGUGUCGAGAUUAAAACGGGCGUCUCCUCGACCAGAAGCUGACCCUGACUCCGCUGAUAUGGGAACUUUUUGAUUGAGAUGAUUAUCUGUAGUUUACAGUCUCUGGAAACUGUGAAUUUCCUGACAGUCUCGAGUCGCAGUUUACAGUAGAUUUUACUGUCUACUGUCGCCGCGGAAAAAUGGCGGUGAUUUCAGGGUUCAUCUUACUGUGCAUGCUCCACGCUGCAGUCCCUCAAGGUGUGGGCCCUCGUGGACCCAGGCCAGUACCUGGGCGAGGUGACAGUCCAAAUCCGACUCCACGUCCAUUCCCACCCAGACCUGAAGAUUGUAAGACUGGAAUAAUCCAUUGUCCUGUCAAGGUGUUUUUCACGCUCGACACUUCAGAGACUAUCGCCUUACAGGAGGCGCCUCCUGGCAGCCUGGUGACGAAAGUGAAGGAGUUCACCAAGAUGUUUGCCCAGGAGCUGAAUGAUGAGUUGUAUAAGGGCCACGUCCAGAUCUCCUGGUCCAUAGGAGGCCUGAACUUCUCCGAGACACAGUUUAUCUUCAGUCAAUUCACAAACAAGGAGACCUUCAUCAGGAAUGUUACAGGGAUUAUAUACGAGGGCAAAGGCACCUUUACCGACUGCGCCCUUGAAAGAAUGGCUAAGUACAUGACCGAACACACCACAGGGACAAAGUCUGUGCUCUUCUCUGUGGUCAUCACUGACGGCCAUGUGACAGGAAGUCCAUGUGGAGGGAUAAAGGCAAUGGCAGAGAAGGCCCGGGAGAAAGGGAUCCAAAUUUUCUCAGUGGCAGCGUCCAGGAGCAUCGAUGACUUGGGGAUGAAGGAGAUAGCCAGCUCUCCUGCUGAAGUGUACCGUGAUGACUACAUAGUUGUGGACAUCAUUAAUGACAAACCCCGAAUAGUGACUGAAUCCAUCCAACGUAUCAUAAAAGCCAUGAAAUAUCAAGCCUAUUUACAGUGUUAUGAACAUAAAUGUUUUGAGACUCCUGGACUUCCUGGGCCAAAAGGCUAUCGAGGUGCAAAAGGUUUAAAAGGAGACAGAGGUCGUCCUGGGCCAAGCGGUGAAAAGGGUAGACCGGGUGAUCCUGGCAUUGAAGGUCCCAUCGGACAACCCGGUCCAAAGGGAGAGGUUGGUUUGAAAGGUGACAAGGGUGAAUUUGGAGCAACUGGAGCAAAGGGUGCGGCAGGAGUACCUGGCAAGAAUGGAACUGACGGUCAAAAGGGUAAAAUUGGCCGCAUUGGAGCCCCUGGUUGCAAAGGUGAUCCAGGUGACGAGGGACCAAAUGGUUACCAUGGAGAAGUUGGUGAGACUGGACCACCUGGUGACAAAGGAGAAAAGGGUGAGGGAGGCCUCGAUGGAAAGACAGGUCCUGCUGGCCCUAAAGGUGACGAAGGACCAAAGGGCGAAGAUGGAAACCCUGGAAAUCCAGGACCACCUGGAGAGAAAGGAUCUCCGGGGCUUCCUGGCUUAGUUGGACCACCAGGCGAAGGGGGAAGGAGAGGAGACCCGGGAAUAAAGGGAGGUCAAGGUCCUGAUGGGCCGAAAGGGGAGAAGGGAGAACGAGGGCCACUGGGAGGCAGAGGCAGGCCGGGAGAAGAUGGACUCAAGGGCGCAAAGGGAGACCAAGGACUACCAGGACCGAGGGGUCAGCCAGGAGAAACAGGGCUGCCUGGAGGAAAUGGCACUGUGGGGAGUCCUGGAGAUCCUGGACCCAGGGGAGACACUGGGCCCCCUGGACCACCUGGUGACACAGGAAGACAGGGAUUCAACUAUCCUGGAUCGAGAGGAGCCACUGGAGACAGAGGUGAUCCUGGUAAAAAAGGACCAAGAGGGGGCAGAGGUGAAUGUGGUGCCAAAGGAGAACCUGGAGCUGAUGGACCACCAGGAGAGCCUGGGAAGCCAGGUCAGGCAGGUGGACCAGGGGAAAGAGGACCCAGAGGUGAUCCUGGAACUGAUGGGGGUCCAGGACCUGUGGGCGAUCCUGGGCUCAAUGACUGUGAUGUCAUGACUUACAUCAGGGAGACGUGCGGUUGUUGUGAUUGUGAGAAGCACUGUGGAGCUCUGGACAUCGUAUUUGUAAUUGAUAGCUCAGAGAGCGUCGGCCUGACAAACUUCACCCUGGAAAAGAACUUUGUUAUCAACACCAUCAACAGGCUGGGAACUAUGGCCAGCGACCCUGCGUCAUUAACCGGCACAAGAGUUGGAGUUGUUCAGUUCAGUCACAACGGGACCUUUGAGGCCAUUCGUCUCAAUGACCCCAACAUCAACUCGCUGUCUGCCUUUAAAACGGCAGUGAAGAAUCUACAGUGGAUUGCCGGGGGCACCUUCACACCCUCAGCUCUCAAGUACGCCUACGAUCACCUCAUCAGGGAUGGCAAGAGAGCCAAGGCCAAAGUUUCAGUGGUGGUGAUCACAGACGGCCGCUAUGACCCACGAGACAACGAGAAUCUGCUCCAGUACCUCUGCGACAACAACGUGGUGGUGAAUGCCAUUGGGGUUGGCGAUAUGUUUGAAAAGAAGCAAGAUGACGAGAUCCUGGCGUCAAUCGCGUGCAACGACAAGAAUCGUGUCACUGGGAUGAAGCGCUAUGUUGACUUGGUCGCUGAUGACUUCAUUGAGACGAUGGAGACUGUGCUCUGUCCCGAUCCUGUCAUUGUGUGCCCUGAUCUCCCCUGUAAACGUGACCUUGAUGUAGCUCCGUGCAUCCAGCGGCCUGUGGAUUUGGUAUUUCUACUGGAUGGCUCAAUGCGGCUCGGGUUGGACAACUUCCGGUAUGUCCGUGAAUUCAUCCAGAAGACGGCAGACAGACUCAUACUGGCCCAGAACAAGAAUGAUCGUAUGCGAGCCCGCUUGGCACUCGUAGAGUUCGGCAAGGAGAAUGAGAACCACUUAGCCUUUGGUCUCACACACGACCCCGCUGUCAUCGCCGACGGCUUGGCACGCUUGCCUUAUCUGGAUACUUCUUCAAGCGUAGGGCCUGCCAUCUUCCACACCAUUGACAACAUCUUGGGUAAAGGAAAUGCUCGCAAGACCAGACGCAUCGCAGAGAUUCAAUUUGUUUUCCUUACAGAUGGCAACACUGACACCACAAACCUAGAUGAGGCGGUUAGUGCCAUGCGCGGGGCACAGGUCGUCUCCACAGUGGUAGCUACAAGAGGUGAAGUUGACCAAAGUGUUCUGAUGAAGCUGGCUAUGGAGGAGCCGCACGCUAUCUUUAAAGGAAAAGACUUUUUGGAAAUGUCUCAGUCCAGCUUGUUUGACCGUUUCAUCCGGUGGGUGUGUUAAAAGAGAGACCACAUGGAUGUGAACAUCAUACUGGUGCUACUGCUGUUAAUCUGGCAUUUUAAACAUGAGAUACAGUUUACUAUGAAUCUACUCUGUGCUGUACAACUUGCAAAUCACAUCACAGCACUGUGCUUUACAUUUGUCAGGAAAACUGUAUUCAUCUUUAAUAUUUUGUCAAACAAAAAACGAGCAUUCAUCAUGAACCAUUAAGCUUUGAGAUAAUAAACCUGCAGUUUAUUGGA